GGUAUUUUGUGAUUUGUGUUCAUUUCUUCUUAUUGGCAAUCUGUUUUUAUUUUCAUUAAAUUUAUUAAAAGUUCAUACAAUUUAAUUAGAACACUAUUACUAUUUAAUCGGCAAGACUUUAUAAAACGAAUCGCAAAUAAAAUGGAGGAUAUUUUCCAUUGGUGUCGCGAGGGAAAUUCGAUACAAGUUCGUCUAUGGCUGGACGAUGUGGAACAUGACAUGAAUUUAGGUGAUGACCACGGCUUCAGUCCAUUGCAUUGGUGUGCCAAGGAGGGCCACACAAAAUUGGUUGAGACCCUCUUGCAAAGAGGAGCUCGUGUCAAUGCCACAAAUAUGGGUGAUGAUAUCCCCCUACAUCUGGCAGCUGCCCAUGGCCAUCGUGAUGUUGUACAAAUGCUGUUGCGUGAACGUUCCGACGUCAAUGCCGUCAAUGAACAUGGCAACACCCCCCUUCACUAUGCCUGCUUUUGGGGUUACGAUAUGAUCUGUGAAGAUUUGGUAAAUUCUGGAGCCUCAGUAACAAUUGCCAAUAAAGAUGAUCACACGCCAUUGGAUAAAGCCAAGCCGGGACUAGCCAAACGUCUACAAGAUUUAGCCGAACGUAACGGUCAGGAAAUGAAGAAAAUCAGUUUCAAGGAACAAAACUGGAUGGGCUUUAAGACAAGAUCACGAGAUGCCACACUGUCACGAUUCAAAGGCAUUAGUAUGGGUGAUUUGGAUUUGCAUACAAAAGUGGCCGUAACACCAUCCGGCGAGACAUGGCGUGGUCGUUGGCAAAAGAAUGAUGUUAUUGCGAAAAUUCUAGCCAUACGCCAAUGUACCUCAAGAAUAUCGCGUGAUUUUAAUGAAGAAUUCCCAAAGUUGAGAAUUUUCUCACAUCCCAAUAUUUUGCCAAUUAUUGGAGCGUGUAACUCUCCACCAAAUUUGAUUGUCAUUAGCCAGUUUAUGCCUCGAGGUUCAUUGUUCCAUUUGCUACAUGGAGCCACCGGUGUAGUUGUGGAUACAUCACAAGCUGUCCACUUCGCCUUGGAUAUAGCCAGAGGUAUGGCCUAUCUACAUUCACUGGAAAGAAUUAUACCAACCUACAACUUAAACAGUCAUCAUGUUAUGAUCGAUGAAGAUUUAACGGCCCGCAUCAAUAUGGGCGAUGCCAAAUUCUCCUUCCAAGAAAGAGGACGUAUCUAUCAACCAGCCUGGAUGUCUCCCGAAGCUUUGCAGAAGAAACCAGCCGAUCGUAAUUGGGAGGCCAGUGAUAUGUGGAGUUUUGCAGUGCUGCUAUGGGAAUUGACCACCCGUGAAAUACCCUUUGCCGAAUGGUCACCCAUGGAGUGUGGCAUGAAAAUUGCCCUAGAAGGUUUGCGUGUGAAGAUACCACCCGGCACAUCGCCACACAUGUCGAAACUGAUAAACAUUUGUAUGAAUGAAGAUCCUGGCAAGCGGCCCAAAUUCGAUAUGGUGGUGCCGAUUUUGGAGAAAAUGAAACGUUGAUUUCAUUUCGGUCGAUAAAUGAUAUUUUAUAUUUGCCAAAUUAUUAUUUAUAUGCAUCUAUGUAUUUUUACAAAGCAUGUGUGUGUGUGUUUUUAUGCAAUAAUACCCAGAAAGGAACAAAUGUGCCUUAAAGCGGAUGUAGAAGAAGAAGAAACGAAUAUAUUUUGUAAUAAAUUAGGGAUUUUAUUUCUUUCUGUGUGUGUGUUUUCCAAAAACGGUGCUCGUUUUUAUUUUACUAACGAUUUGUUAAUCUAACAAAUUUCAAGAAUUUUUCUUACUCCCCUUUAACUCUUAACCAUGGAGCCGAAGUUGAUAAUUAAGCUUAAAAUAAAUGUAUUUUUUUGUAUUUAUAUUUUUUUUAAUGUUUAUUAAAAGAGUUUUAAUAUUUAAUAAUGAAGAAUCAACAACGCCAAUAUAUUAACUAUAUUUUUUAUAAUGAAUAAAGAAAAACAAAUAAAAAUAACCAAAACAAACAAUAAAAAA
This is a messenger RNA of Musca domestica (house fly), 1971 nucleotides long. RefSeq names its product integrin-linked protein kinase (gene Ilk). Gene Ontology annotation, biological process: cell-matrix adhesion; integrin-mediated signaling pathway; protein phosphorylation. The record is from RefSeq and is a predicted model, not a curated record. Gene Ontology annotation, cellular component: focal adhesion; stress fiber. Gene Ontology annotation, molecular function: protein binding; ATP binding; protein kinase activity. The transcript is spliced from 4 exons. The coding region runs from base 142 to 1488 and encodes 448 amino acids. Lineage: Eukaryota; Metazoa; Arthropoda; Insecta; Diptera; Muscidae.